Corylus avellana is the source of this 3610-nucleotide messenger RNA. It is a transcript of the gene LON1, whose product is annotated as lon protease 1. NCBI's taxonomy places the organism in Eukaryota, Viridiplantae, Streptophyta, Magnoliopsida, Fagales, Betulaceae. Gene Ontology annotation, cellular component: mitochondrial matrix. The record is from RefSeq and is a predicted model, not a curated record. Gene Ontology annotation, biological process: chaperone-mediated protein complex assembly; protein quality control for misfolded or incompletely synthesized proteins; protein catabolic process. Gene Ontology annotation, molecular function: single-stranded DNA binding; serine-type endopeptidase activity; ATP hydrolysis activity.
CCAUUUUUGUGAAUGAAAGGCCAUUUUUGUCAAUCUACAUCUCCACAAGGGUUUUACGUAGGGUUUUGACAAACUCUAACAGAGAAAACCCAGCCCCUCCCUUCUCUGUGUCUCUUCAAGCUCCAUCAAUGGCGCUCCUUCCCCACCCAAACUAGGGCAAGGAAAACCCAUUCAAAAUCCCAACUUUACCCCUCAAUCCCAAUCUAUUUACCUCCUCCACCACCAAUGUUGAAGCUCCUCUCCUCCUCCUCGGCCCUCCACGGCAAGCUCCACAUCCUACCAGCGCUCCGACCCAGGUCCGCCGAAUGGACUAGUCCGCUGCUCAGGGUGCUGAGUUGUCUCGGGGGACUGACUCAAAGAAGCCUCAAUUCGGUGGGUCCGAGAGCGUUCUUCUGCUCGGACUCUUCGGGCGACGGGUCGGACCAGGUGGUCCACAUCGAGGUCAAGGCGGCCGAGUCCGACGCCGAGGAGGCCGAGCCCAAGUCAUCCUCGGCCAUCGUGUCCACGUAUCCGAGGCCCGAGGACUACCUCACGGUUUUGGCAUUACCGUUGCAACAUAGACCACUUUUCCCGGGAUUCUACAUGCCAAUUUCUGUCAAGGAUCGUAAAGUAUUAGCAGCUUUACAUGAAAGUCGAAAACGGCAAGCCCCAUAUGCUGGUGCUUUCCUUCUUAAAGAUGAGCCAGGGACUGAUCCCAGCGUGGUAUCUGGUUCUGAAUCCGAGAAAAACAUAUAUGAAUUGAAGGGAAAAGAUUUGUUGAAUCGUCUUCAUGAAGUUGGUACACUUGCCCAGAUUUCAAGUAUACAAGGUGAUCAAGUAGUCCUUAUUGGUCAUAGACGGCUUCGAAUCACAGAAAUGGCUAGUGAGGAUCCGCUUACUGUGAAAGUCGAUCAUCUCAAGGAUAAACCAUAUAACAAGGAUGAUGACAUCAUAAAGGCAACAUCAUUUGAGGUUAUAACAACCUUAAGAGAUGUCCUGAAGACUAGUUCCCUUUGGAGAGAUCAUGUUCAAACUUACACUCAGCAUAUAGGUGAUUUUAAUUUUCCAAGGUUAGCAGAUUUUGGAGCUGCCAUAUCUGGUGCGAACAAAUUGCAAUGCCAGCUAGUGCUUGAAGAGUUAGAUGUGUAUAAACGUUUAAAACUUACUCUUGAAUUAGUGAAGAAAGAAAUGGAAAUCAGCAAGAUCCAGGAAUCAAUUGCGAAGGCAAUUGAAGAAAAGAUAAGUGGUGAACAGCGACGUUAUUUGUUGAAUGAACAGCUUAAGGCCAUAAAGAAGGAAUUGGGAUUGGAGACGGAUGACAAAACAGCACUUUCUGCAAAGUUUAGGGAAAGGCUUGAACCAAACAGGGAGAAAUGCCCACCUCAUGUUAUGCAAGUUAUAGAGGAGGAGCUAACGAAGCUUCAGCUUUUAGAAGCCAGUUCGAGUGAAUUUAAUGUAACACGUAACUAUCUGGAUUGGUUGACUGCUCUUCCUUGGGGAAAUUAUAGCGACGAGAACUUUGAUGUCCUUCGGGCACAUAAAAUUCUUGAUGAAGACCAUUAUGGAUUAGCUGAUGUAAAGGAAAGAAUAUUGGAAUUCAUAGCUGUUGGAAAACUCAGAGGAACCUCCCAAGGAAAAAUAAUCUGUCUCUCUGGACCACCUGGGGUGGGCAAAACCAGCAUAGGUCGUUCAAUUGCUCGUGCCUUGAACCGUAAGUUCUUCCGAUUUUCCGUUGGAGGAUUAUCUGAUGUUGCUGAAAUCAAGGGACACCGCCGAACGUAUAUUGGUGCUAUGCCAGGAAAGAUGGUGCAGUGCCUUAAAAAUGUAGGAACAGCUAAUCCUCUUGUUCUGAUUGAUGAGAUUGACAAGUUGGGAAGGGGACAUGCUGGUGAUCCAGCAAGUGCAAUGUUGGAGCUUCUUGAUCCUGAGCAGAAUGCUAAUUUUCUAGACCACUACCUUGAUGUUCCAAUUGACCUAUCAAAGGUUCUGUUUGUCUGCACUGCAAAUGUUGUGGAAAUGAUACCCAAUCCUCUUUUGGAUAGAAUGGAGGUCAUUGCUAUUGCUGGAUAUAUUACUGACGAGAAAAUGCACAUUGCAAGAGACUUUUUGGAGAAGACUACGCGUGAAGCAUGUGGAAUCAAACCUGAACAGGUUGAAGUGACCGAUGCAGCUCUUCUUGCUCUGAUAGAAAACUACUGCCGAGAAGCAGGAGUUCGGAAUCUCCAGAAGCACAUAGAAAAGAUCUACCGCAAGAUAGCUCUCCAACUUGUUAGACAACGAGAGUCGAACGAACCGGCAGUUGCUGGAGUUCAGGUUGCAGAACCUGACGAAGCUGAAGUGGUUGGAAGUGAGACUAUAGCUGACCCCGUAGAACAUAGCAGCCAUGGACAAACUACUGAAACCUCUGUAGAAGCUGGCACGGUGGCAACGGACCUCCCAGCUGAUCAAUCUCAGUGCCCUGCUGCUCAACCUUCGGAUUCAGAGGAUGCGGCAGAAACCAAAGAGAUCCAGGAAAGUGAGGCAACCAAGACUAACGAGAAAGUUUUGGUCGAAGAAUCAAACCUAUCUGAUUUCGUUGGAAAACCUGUUUUCCAUGCUGAGCGUAUCUAUGAUCAGACUCCAGUUGGAGUUGUGAUGGGUCUUGCUUGGACUGCCAUGGGGGGCUCCACCCUGUAUAUAGAGACCUCUCAAGUUGAACAAGGAGAGGGGAAAGGGGCCCUGCAUCUCACCGGCCAACUUGGAGAUGUUAUGAAAGAAAGUGCUCAAAUUGCUCACACGGUUGCCAGACGGAUAUUGCUUGAGAAAGAGCCAGAUAGCCUUUACUUUGCAAAUUCCAAGCUUCAUCUUCAUGUUCCUUCGGGGGCCACCCCUAAGGAUGGGCCUAGUGCUGGUUGCACCAUGAUCACAUCCUUGCUGUCUCUUGCGCUGAAGAAGCCUAUCAAGAGGGAUCUUGCAAUGACUGGAGAAGUUACACUAACAGGGAAGAUUCUUCCAAUUGGUGGGGUUAAGGAGAAAACUAUAGCAGCAAGAAGGAGCGACGUAAAGACCAUCAUAUUCCCUUCAGCUAACAGGAGGGAUUUUGAUGAGCUUGCAGCUAAUGUGAAAGAAGGUCUUGAUGUUCACUUUGUAGAAGAUUAUGGUCAAAUAUUUGAUUUGGCUUUCGGUUAUGACCAGAAUACAGGAAAAUAAGCUGCUUGUGCCCACCAGUUCUUGACAUACAACUUAUUUUUCCUGGGAUUCUGGGUUGAGUUCUUUUUGUGACCCAAGCUAAGAGCCAAUCCCAGUUUUGUAGUAAAUCAAUUUUUCAUCCGGACGAUCUCAGGAGAUUUGUACAUUGCAUGGUAUGACAUGAUGCACCAUUAUUUACUUGUUUUCAUUCAUGUAAAAUCGACAUCGCCCAUUUGUAAGAAGUAUAGUAUUAUCUGAGGUAAGUGGCGGCCAAAAGAAGAAGCUAAUGACAGAUUGAUUUAUUCUUUGCCUGUUGUCGAUUAAUAUAUUUUGUUUGUAAGCUUUUGGGAUCCCUUUUUGGGAAAUGGGAUUAUACCAUAUGAGUGGAAAACAUGACAAGACAAUAAAUUUAAUGUUAAAAGUCUAGAAUUAGGGGGCAUAAAACCCCUCUAGUGCAAAGUAA